This is a messenger RNA of Blepharisma stoltei, 922 nucleotides long. The record is from the annotation of a GenBank genome assembly. Lineage: Eukaryota; Ciliophora; Heterotrichea; Heterotrichida; Blepharismidae.
AUGGAAGAAGAGACCACUAGUACUGACACACUCUCUGAAGGAACAGAUAUUCUGGAUCCAAGAGUCUGCAAGAACUUUUUCACUGGAAAUUGUGAAGCUGGUAAGCUAUGCAAUUUUAAACACACUUUUCCAAUACGCGAAGUAGUUUGCAAAUAUCUUCUUAUCUACAAAGAAUGCUCAAAAGGCUCUCUAUGCCCCUAUCUUCAUGAAAUAACCGAAGACAAGCUUCCUGAGUGCCGCAAUUUCAUGAUUGACGGCGAGUGCAAAAAUCCCGACUGCAAAUUCAAACACAGCGCCGAAAGACGCGAGCAAAAAGAAUGCAUUUACUACAAAAUGGGCUUUUGUGAGCAAGGUAAGUUUUGCAAAUUCAAACACGUAAGAAAAGAAAUUUGCUUGCAGUACGCAGAAACUCAGACGUGUAUUUUAGGAAACGCCUGUCCUAAAGAGCAUAUAGACUAUAUGGAUGAAGCUUAUCUUGAAGAUGCUUUCUAUAAGUGCCAUCCAGACGCCUCGGUUAUGGAUUAUCAUCAAGCAAUGCAACUCUGCUUCAGGUGUAUGAAGUUUGGCCACAUCCCUGCAAAAUGCCCAGUUCCUAUUGAGCAGAGAGUCAAAGAAGUAAGGUGCUAUAGAUGUUCUGAGUUUGGCCACAAAUCAAACCAAUGCUCAUAUCAGUAUAGCCCGUUCCGCUAUAGAUCGGGCUAUGCCCAUCUUUGCCGGGACACUCGAGGAGUUGUCUGCGUCAAUUUUUGGUGACGAGCCAACUCCCCGAGUUGGCAAAUAGCCAUCAUAUAGUGAUUUGCCAACUCGGGGAGUUGACUCGUCACCCAAAAUUGACGCAGAAAACCCCCCGAGUUUCCGGCAAAGAUUGGGCAUAGCCCGAUCUAUAUCCGGGAACAGGUUAUAUUGAGGCGCUGAAAACUAG